Fibroporia radiculosa is the source of this 1080-nucleotide messenger RNA. RefSeq lists its product as uncharacterized. The record is from RefSeq and is a predicted model, not a curated record. NCBI's taxonomy places the organism in Eukaryota, Fungi, Basidiomycota, Agaricomycetes, Polyporales, Fibroporiaceae. The transcript is spliced from 3 exons. Bases 1 to 1080 code for a protein of 359 amino acids.
AUGUCUCCCCGGUUUGUCGCGCAUCCCAACGACAAUAUGGCUCGCUCUCCUUAUGGCACUUCGAACAUCCAUCGUCUGCGCACCAACAGUUCCCCGAGCUGCUUGCCUACUACCUCUGAUGCGCAGGUGUCACAUGCAGAGUCCAAGUCGAAUACGUACCCACUUCUCACACCCUCUGGCCGAGCCUUGAGUGUCGGCGGUCGCGUCCAGAAUGUUUCAGGUGACCCGCUCUCCCCGUGCAUUAUGUAUUGGCCGGACAACGAACCGCUUCCGGAGCAGGGUCAGAUUCGUCCGUCUGGUUCUGUCGUCAUAACUUAUCCGCCUAUCAUUAAUACCGGAAACAAGGGGGCUGCAGAAAAGCAGCCGGGCGAUUGGAUUUGCCAUAAGUGCCAUUACCUCAAUUGGCGUCGCCGAAAGGUUUGCCAGACAUGUUUCCCCUAUGCAGAAGGCAACGGCGAUUCUAUAUCUACAGCUGUUCAGGCUGAGCGAAUUGCCCUACUUGAGAAUGUUCUCGCGUCCCAGUUCGAGCGGACCAUGAAGCCCGACCAGUGGAGUCCUGUCCUAAUGCCUCGCGAGGUCCCAGCUCCUAUGAGCUCACGUAAGCCGAGCUCUCCCGUGUCGCCCAUGUCGCCUAUGUCCCCCAUGCUGCCUCCGUCCUUCUGGGCAGCCAACCUGCACCGCCGCGCAUCCCUUGGGACGGGAGCCCAGGAUCACACCAUCUACCAGACUACAGACCACGAUGUGCGGUCUCCGGUCUCGAACGCUCCCCAGCCCCCGGUCCCCACGACGCCGACGACCCCGCUGCUUCCGUCCUUCUUGCAGGACAUCGUCCAGCCGCCGUCGCUUUCGCCCUCAACGUCUACGUCCUCCGCCGAGCUAUCGCUAGAAGAUCUUGACGACGCGACGCUGCGCUCUUCUCGCUUGGAUGGCUACGGAGUUAAUCGACCUUACAGUGGCAGCACGUCCUCGUUCUCCCUCCACGGAAUCAACAGCAUUUGGAAGUUUGAUGGGGAAGAAAGCAAGGCGCUCUCUGCGACGCCCGCCAAUGCCCGCCCGGCGGCAUUCAUGAAACAAGCGUGA